Messenger RNA from Leishmania braziliensis MHOM/BR/75/M2904, 1527 nucleotides. RefSeq lists its product as hypothetical. Bases 1 to 1527 code for a protein of 508 amino acids. NCBI's taxonomy places the organism in Eukaryota, Euglenozoa, Kinetoplastea, Trypanosomatida, Trypanosomatidae. The transcript has a single exon. The record is from RefSeq and is a predicted model, not a curated record.
AUGUCUUACACUGAACAUCGACCUGAGCGGCCGGAGGGGUACACUCAGGAAGAGGGUGCAGCGCUAAGUUGCCCCAAGGAGUCGCAGCCGCCGAUGGCAUCGAUGGAGCCGGUGAAGUCAAACGAUGUCGACGCCCCCGUGACGGAGGACGACUUGAAGCGCGACUUUGACAGCGAGGUGCUCGACUUGGCACGUGACAAGUCACUCAACUGCAAGGAGCGCGCUGCAAAGAAGAAGGACUUGCUGAGUCGCCAGGCUGUUGUGGAAAAAGAGCGCGAGCGUCGCGUCAUCGCCACGCUGGAGGCGAGGCUUCCACGGCCAGAUUGGUACUCGAGCGACGACGAUGACGAGUCCACCCAGUCUGAUGUGGAGGCGCAUGAGGCCAGCGAGCUCAAGAUGCAGCCAGAAGGCGGCGCCGGGCUUGUGUUCCGCGUCGUCUACACGGUGCUGAGCACGGUGGCGUUCAUCUUUCACCUGACGAGCUCCUGCCCGAUCCCGUGGAUGCGCAGCAGCUCAGGCCGCAAGUACGGGGUGUGGCGCGCGACGGGCGGUGGUGAGCCAGACCUCAAGGUGAGCGACAUCCAUGACUGCUCGUACGAGAUGCAGUACUGGCAAGCCGUGGCUGCCACAUCCGUCUUAGCCACGUUUGCAUCAUGCGGCGCCAUGAUCAGCGGCGUGCUGCUGUGCGUGAACAAGGGGCACAUGGCUGCCUCCUUCAUCCUCAGCUUCUUUAGUAUCUCCUUCUCGCUCAUCUCGUGGGCGCUCGUGGUGGCGCUCUACCGCUACUUCCGCUGCGGCAAAGGUGCCUUUGCCAGCGGCGUGGCUCACCUCGACGGUGGUUACGCGCUGACAUUGAUUGGGUGGGUAAUGCACAUGACCGCCAUCAUCGUGCUCAUCGUGUACUUCUUCAAGUACUGGACGCGCUCGAUUCAUAGCGGCAAGACUCGUGCUGUGCGCUUUAUCUACGUGGCUGUUGGUAUCAUCACGAUGGUCUUCUACUCCGUGGGGGUGGCCUACACACUGUGGGGAAAGACGUUUCCUGCUGUCAAGGUCUCCGUCUCACUGUGGCAUGUGCAGGUCUACGACCGCGAGACGCGCCUGUCCACCUUCCUGAGCCACAGCACAUACAAGUGCACUACCAUCACCCGCUACAUGAGGGUCGUGGCUGCGCUCAUGAUCCUGAGCACCAUCUGGCUCUUCUUCGCUGUCGUCCUCGGCACUGGUGCGUGCCACAACUCGAAGUAUCUCAAGAGCUCCAUCAUCUUCGGCUAUGCGUCUUCCAUCUUCGCCCUCAUAGCGUGGAUCAUCCUGCUGACGAUGCGGCAGGGCCGCCUGUGCACCGGUGCCACGCCAAUCGGCCAGUCGUACUGGGUAGACAUGGGGUACAACGGAAUUCCGUCCGGAAUCGAGAAUGCGGAGAUUAACUUCGACGGCUACACGCUGCGCGAGGGCUUUGCCCUGAUUGUGUCGGGCUGGGGCAUCAACACUCUGGUUCUCAUCUUCAACACCGCCCUGUGGAACCUCUAA